Messenger RNA from Acanthaster planci (crown-of-thorns starfish), 3001 nucleotides. Its product is annotated as high-affinity choline transporter 1-like. Gene Ontology annotation, biological process: acetylcholine biosynthetic process; choline transport; transmembrane transport. Gene Ontology annotation, cellular component: plasma membrane. The record is from RefSeq and is a predicted model, not a curated record. Gene Ontology annotation, molecular function: choline:sodium symporter activity. Lineage: Eukaryota; Metazoa; Echinodermata; Asteroidea; Valvatida; Acanthasteridae.
GGUAUUUUGUAGCCCGAGUACAAUAACUGUAGUUCGAGGACGAGUACUUGGACGUCCGAGUACGAGUACUCUGAAAACGGUACUCGAGUAGUACUCGAGUACGAAUACCGAGUACGAGUACUACAACACUGGAAACUUCAUGGACAGGAUCAUCUUCAGAGCAACCGUAUCACUAGCACCGACAACCGAGGGCUCGGAGCGUGCGUUUUGAGUGUAAGCCCCAGUUUCUUUUUUCGGUCACUCGUGGAGAAGCUGUCCUGAUCGGGUUUGUGAACCUUUGCGUGUGGCACUCACAGCAGGAACAGGAAAUUUACGUUUAAAGUACCAAACAUCGGUGGAUUUGUUUAGAAAAAGAGCGGUCACUUCAUUUCUCAAAGCCCAUCGUCUACCAGCGCCUCCACGGGGUGUGCUUUGCACAACGCCAAAAGAGACGGAAACGCAGGGACGAUAUUCCUACCGGGUAGACCUCUGACUUGUACCGAGAGCUUGAGAUGGCCGUAAACUGGGGUGGCGUCGCUGGUAUCGUCGUCUUCUAUCUCUUGAUCCUUCUCGUUGGGUUAUGGGCCUCCCGCAAGAGCAGAGGCUACAAGGACCAGGAGCAGACGAUGUUAGCUGGCAGGAGCAUCGGUUUGUUUGUUGGUAUCUUCACUAUGACUGCCACCUGGGUGGGAGGAGGUUACAUCAACGGAACAGCGGAGAAGGUUUUCAAACCGACCAAGAAUUCUGGAUUGGUGUGGACGCAGGCUGUGUGGGGUUACGCGACGAGCCUUGCUCUCGGUGGUCUGUUCUUUGCCAAAACUAUGCGUUCGAAGGGCUACAUCACCAUGCUGGAUCCUUUUCAGCUCAAGUACGGCUCCCGCAUGGGAGGGCUGCUCUUCAUUCCUGCUCUGACAGGAGACGUUUUCUGGACGGCUGCCAUCUUGAAUGCUCUAGGGUCGACCGUCAGCGUGAUUCUCGAUCUUGACAUGACACUGUCUGUCAUCGUGUCUGCGUGCAUCGCUGUCUGUUACACGUUACUUGGUGGCUUGUACUCGGUGGCAUACACUGACAUUAUCCAACUCAUUUGCAUAUUUUUUGGCAUGUGGCUUUGCGUUCCCUUUGCGAUGACCAACGAGGUGGUGGAGCCGAUCGGGUCAACCGCCUCGGAAUGGCUGGGCACAAUCGAAUCUCACCAAGCUGGACUGUGGGUAGAUUCCGCCCUGAUGCUUAUAUUCGGCGGCAUACCAUGGCAGGCGUACUUCCAACGUGUGCUUUCAUGCAAGACCCCGGGAAAAGCUCAAAUCAUGUCUUUCGUCGCCGCCUUUGGCUGCAUUGUGAUGGGCGUUCCCUCGGUUCUUAUUGGUGCAGUGGGAGCGAGCACAAACUGGAAUGCAACGACCCUUGACCUUGAAAAGACUGACCCGUAUCGUCGUUCUAGCAUUAUACUCCCGUUGGUCAUCCAGUAUCUCACCCCUCCUGUCGUCUCCUUCAUCGGUCUCGGGGCCGUGUCGGCGGCCGUCAUGUCGUCGACCGAUUCCUCGGUUUUGUCCGCCAGCUCCAUGUUCACCCACAACGUCUACAAGCUGGUGUUCCGUCCUCGGGCCAGCAAACGCGAGCUAGCGUGGGUGAUGCGUGCAAGCACCGUCGGUGCUGGUGUCAUAGCAACGGUUCUCGGCCUGUCCAUCUCCUCUGUCUACAAGCUCUUUGUCUUUUGCUCCGAUUUUGUCUACGUUGUGCUGUUCCCUCAGCUCUUGUGCGUGAUAUACUUCUCCAAGUGCAACACGUACGGCUCUUUGCUAGCCUACAUCGUGGCCUUGGUCCUGCGUUUUGGCGGGGGUGAUCAUGUCCUUGGCAUACCCGCCCUCAUCAAAUAUCCCUAUUAUGACGAGGAGGAGGAAGUUCAGCUUUUCCCCUACAAGACUCUGGCGAUGUUGUCGUCACUGGUAACCAUUCUGGUGGUGUCUUAUUCCCUGGAUUACUUGUUCAAGAAGGGCACCAUCCCCAAACGGUACGAUUUCUUCCAUUGCUUCGUCAACCUUCCCCAUGCAAAGCUCAGCCAGGAAGAACACAGCAACCACGAGGCAAAUUUUGACUUGAAAAGGUGCGAGCCAGUGGUCCCGUCGAAUCUGGGAGGUGUGUGUGCUGACGAAGAAGUAACAUACAAGGAUUAAAGAUCCUUACCAUAAGCACGGGGCACAGGACUUAUUACAAAUUCUAUACUUAUCGAAAGAACAGACCUCAAACGAUAUGCAUGUGUGUCAUGUGUUCUCCCCCCCCCUGCAAACACACACCCACAUAAACUGAAUUUAGCGUGGUAAAAAAAGGCACUUUCCACGAAAGCGUGGAAUCGUUUUACCAAUGAACCCCGAAAAAUAGCACAACUGCUCAAGCUGACGAAAGUUAGCUCGUGUGCUGGAGUUUAACAUGCACACUGAAUUACAGGUUUCUAGAAGAAAAUGUCAAAUAUUUGGUUUGCAUAUAGCGUACAUGUGGUCUCUGUCAUAUCAAUAUGGCCCCAAAAUCACAAAGACCUUCGCUUCCGUUACAGAGACUCUGUCCGAUAUAGGUUUACUUUUUGCGGGAAAACUGAUCUGGUUGGACUGCGUAAUAUUAAAAUAAUUAAGUGAGUUUAUGAUGAAGGUAUCGAUAAUAAUGAAGGUAUCGAUAAUAAUGAACGUAUCGAUAAUAAUGAAGGUAUCGAUGAUGGGAUCUGUUUGGGUUUUGAAUUAUAUACGGACGUAUGGUAAAGUCAGUUUUGGCAGUCUUCCUUUGUUCCUUUUUAAUAUUAUGUAACGUGUUGGAAGGAGAUGAUAUGAUUUUUAUAUUUGCAUAACAGGUGAAGUGUAUUCUUAAAUUGGUCUAAAAUCGCUCUCAGAUAGCUAAUGUUUGCGGCUUGUUUGGAAAAGUUUUGAGAUGUUAGUGGGUGUGUGUGUUUUGUUGUAAUUUGGGAAUCGCUUAGUAUAAGGGAACUAACAAUCGAUAGUUAAUAAAAUUGGCCAAUGGUAGAUAGAUUUGACACUUU